AUGGCUAAAAAGAAGACACAUUCCAGGUCCAAGAGUUCUAAAAGGGCUCUUAAUGCUUUAGAACUUGCAGAAAGGGAAGUUGGUGGUUAUGAUUCUGAUAGUGAUGAAGGACACCAUUAUGGUAAACGUCGUAGUAAUGUUGUCAAUCUUUUAAAGAAGGCAGAAGGUGGUGAAAGUGAUGAAGAUGGUGAUGAUGCUGAUAGUUUUGAAGAUGAAGAGUUGGAUUCGGAUGAAGCCUUUGGUUCUGAUGAUGACUUUGAUGUUAUGAAUUCUAAAUUCUCACAAACUUUACGUGAUCUAAAGAAGAAACAUGGUGACGAUUAUAACAUGGAUAUCGAUGAAGAAGAUGGUUACACUUCUAUUGAAGAUGAACAGUUGAUGUCUUUGUCCCAGGUUUGGGAUUUGGAUGAUAAAGAAAAUGGUGUUGGCUCUGCUAGUGAAGAUGAACAUUCAAAGAACGUUAUGCAAUUAGAUGAUGAUGACAAGUCGAGUGAUGAAGCCAGUGAAGAUUCAGAAAGUGAAGAUGAUGAAGAAGAAGAAUCAGGUUCUGAGUCUGAUCCAUUUGAUGAAAUGUCAGAAGACGAAAAUGAAUUGGAGUUAAAUACUAUUACCAAGAAUUUGGAAAAUGAUGCAGACAAAAAUCUACUAAAAAGAUUAGACAAGUACGGUGUUCGUGAAGAAAGUGAAUUUAGUCUACCAUCUAUUAAAGGUAGCUCCAAUAAUAAGAUUAAUUUGGCUGAUAUGAUGGGUGCUAUCGAUGAUAAAGAAGCAGUUGCUACAGCCACUUUGGUCAAGGAUGAAAAGAAAUCAACUUUGGCAGUCCCAUUACCUCAAAGAAUUCAAAAGAGAUUUGAACGUAAAGCAGCAUAUGAAAUCUCUAAGGAUGAAGUUAAUAGAUGGAAUGAUGCAGUUGAGCAAAAUAAAAGAUCUGAAUUUUUACAUUUCCCUCUAAACCCUCAAACUGAGCAUAAUCAUGCGUCAACAUUUACAAGAUCAUCAGAUAAACCUCAGACUGAGUUACAAGAAAAGGUUGAUAAGGUCCUUUCGGAAAGUAACUUGUUAGACCCACUGAAAGAGUCUACUUUUGAAGAACUUGCUACUGCUAAGAUGACACCAGAAGAGAUGAGGAGGAAGACUGCAGAAAUGAGACUGAUGAGAGAGUUGAUGUUCCGUGAAGAAAGAAAGUCCAAAAGAUUAAAGAAGAUUAAAUCUAAGGCUUAUCGUCGUAUCAAGAAGAAGGAAAUGUUAAAGAACAAGGAAUUAGCUGGAAUUUCCGAUGAAAGUGAUGAAGAACGUGACAUUGCUAGAGCAAGAGAAAGAAUGACUUUAAAACACAAAGCUAAUUCUAAGUGGGCCAAGGACAUGGUUAAGAAUGGUAUGUCAAACGACGCUGAAACCAGAGAAGAGAUGGAAGAAAUGUUAAAACAAGGUGAGAAAUUAAGAGAGAAGAUACUAGAUAUCAAUUCUGAAGAUGAGGACAAGAGAAAUAGACUAAGUGAUUUAGAAGAUGAUGAUUCAGAUGAUGAUGCAGCAGUUAAAGAUAAGGUUGGUAAAACAGGUGUUAUGAAUAUGGCCUUUAUGAAGAAUGCUGAAGCUAGAUUAAAAGAGGAUAACAAAAAGGAAAUUGCAAGACUAAGAGAACUAGAAAAUACAGAUGACAUUACAUUAUUCGAUAGUGAUAGAGAAGAUGAAAAUGUUGCCUCCGAAAAUGUGACGAUAAAUAGAGGUCGUAGAAUUUAUACCCCAGGGAAUUUAGAAGCUAAAGAAGAAUUAAAUAAGCUCAAGGAACAAGUUAUUGAAGAACAAGUUAUUGAUGAAUCAAGAACACUUGAAAAACGUUUACAAGCCAAGAACAAAAAGAAUCAAAAAGAAGCUGAAGAUAUUGGUGAACCAACAAAGGAAAAAUUACAAAAGUCAGAUAAUGACGCUUCAAACCCAUGGCUAGAUGACGAUUCUGACGAAGAGGAUUACUCACGUAAACAAUCAUCUAAGGUGUCUGUAGUUGAUGCUACCAGUUCCAAGCAAACUAAACAUUUGCAAAAGCUAGAGAAAGAUGCUGCUAAACAUGAACAAAAGUCACGUAAAGGUAAUACAAAGAACAAGAAGGAAGACUUACUUUUGGAUCUAGACAGUUCAAACAAGUUAGAACUUGUCGAUCCAUAUCGUGAAGAUGGCGAAGAUGGGACAGAUGGAUUGAUGUUCAAACAACAUGAUGUCAUUGCAGAAGCUUUUGCUGGUGAUAAUGUUGUUGCGGAAUUUGAAGAAGAGAAGAAACGAGUUGCAAUUGAUGAAGAUGAUAAAGAGGAAGAUGUAACAUUACCUGGAUGGGGUGAUUGGGCAGGAGCAGGAUCUAAUCCAAAGAAGAAAAGAAAAUUUGUUAAAAAGAUUAAAGGUGUUGUAGAAAAGGACAAACGAAAAGAUAAGAAUUUGCAAAACGUCAUUAUAAAUGAAAAAGUAAAUAAGAAAAAUCUAAAAUAUCAAUCAUCAGCAGUACCAUUCCCAUUCGAAAGCAGGGAACAAUACGAAAGAUCACUACGUAUGCCUAUCGGUCAAGAAUGGACAUCGAGAGCUUCUCAUCAAAAAUUAAUUAAACCUAGAAUCAACGUUAAACCAGGUCAAAUCAUUGAUCCUUUAAAGGCACCAUUUAAGUGA
Messenger RNA from Vanderwaltozyma polyspora DSM 70294, 2652 nucleotides. RefSeq names its product Utp14p (gene UTP14). Bases 1 to 2652 code for a protein of 883 amino acids. Lineage: Eukaryota; Fungi; Ascomycota; Saccharomycetes; Saccharomycetales; Saccharomycetaceae. Gene Ontology annotation, cellular component: small-subunit processome; nucleolus. The transcript has a single exon. The record is from RefSeq and is a predicted model, not a curated record. Gene Ontology annotation, biological process: rRNA processing.